AUGUCGAGCGAGCGUUCUGAUAGCGAGCCUGAGUAUGACGAAAAUGUUGUGAAAGCACUAGUGCGGAAGCAGGAUGUGAAGAUUCUACCUCUAUCUGCAUUUAUUUACUUGCUUUGCUAUUUGGAUCGGUCCAAUAUUGGUAAUGCGAAGGUUCUCAAUGAAAGUGAGGGCAAUGAUCUUCUCACGGAGACAAAGAUGUCCAAUUACCAAUACAUCAUCUCCCCAAUGGUAUUCCUCAUUGCAUAUGCCAUCUUCGAAGUCCCCUCAAAUUAUCUACUCAAGAAGCUAAAGCCAAGUGUAACAGGCAUCCGCUUCCUCUUGGGAGUAAUCGAAGCAGGCCUAUUCCCAGGACUGGUAUACUACCUCACAUUCUGGUAUCGAGUCUCAGAACGGUCUCUCCGUGUUGCACUCAUUCUAGCAUCUGCUACACUGGCGGGUGCUUUUGGAGGAGCCAUUGCCUACGGUGUUGGAUUUAUGAACGGUGCACUCGGAUUAUCAGCCUGGCGAUGGCUAUUUAUUAUUGAGGGUGUCCCAUCGUGUGCUUCUGCCAUUCUUGUCUGGUUUGUUUUACCAGAUUACCCCGAGACGGCGGAAUGGUUGAGAGAUGAGGAGCGGGAAUUGGCGAUAGAGAGACUGAAGCACGAAGGGUCCAAGGGAAAUGCGGCUGCAGUGACGUGGGCUGGUAUCAAGAGUGUUCUGACAGAUUGGCGGCUUUGUGGACAUUACGCUAUUUAUUUCGGCAUUUCGACACCCUUCUCCAGUCUAUCGCUCUUUACACCAUCCAUCACAGCUGGUCUGGCAUAUCAAAAUCUCCAAGCUCAACUAAUGACCGUUCCACCUUAUGCAGCUGCAUAUGUGGUAACACUUGCAGUGUCAUGGUCAGCGGAUCAUUUCAACGCUCGAGGUCUACACUCCGCCGCAUUCUCAUUUAUCGGCGCUAUGGGUUUCUUGGCAUCAGCUGUUCUCCCAGUAGAUGCGUACUUGCAUCGGUACGGUUGCCUGAUCGUAGCAUCCAGUGGAGCGUUUUCUUGCAUAUCGCCUCUUCUUGGUUGGCUGUCGUCUAAUAUUGAUUCGACUGGUGCUGCUGGACUGGCUAUUGCGUUGAAUAUCUCGUUCGGUGCUCCUGGGCAGAUUGUCGGGGUUUGGAUUUAUAAGGCGAAUGAGAAGGCACGCGGAUACCCUACUGGCCAUUGGACUAAUGCUGCUUUGCUAUUGUUUGUUUGUGUUGAGUGUGUUUUUUGCUAA
Messenger RNA from Penicillium antarcticum, 1245 nucleotides. RefSeq lists its product as uncharacterized. Gene Ontology annotation, cellular component: membrane. Gene Ontology annotation, molecular function: transmembrane transporter activity. The transcript is spliced from 8 exons. NCBI's taxonomy places the organism in Eukaryota, Fungi, Ascomycota, Eurotiomycetes, Eurotiales, Aspergillaceae. Gene Ontology annotation, biological process: transmembrane transport. The record is from RefSeq and is a predicted model, not a curated record. The coding region runs from base 1 to 1245 and encodes 414 amino acids.